AUGAGUAAACGCAACAGAGAAGAUCGCGAUAUGGACAAAGAUGAACAUAGUUGGCUGCUAGACGCCUCUGAUGAUCGUUCUUCUUUCCAAGAUGCCUACUGUAAGGUAUGCAAAGUGCAUAUCAGAGCCCAUAGAUCAGAUCUCCUGAGGCAUUCAAAAUCAGCAGGGCAUAGUAUCCGCAUGAAGGCUGUGAAUACAAAAAAAAGUAACCAGAUCACAGCACAUGUUACUGUGGUUUCCGAUGAGGAAAAAUCUAGAGAUUUGAUUUUGGCUGUCCAUGUUGCAAUGCAUUCAUCUAUUCGAACCAUGGAUCAUUUGAAUGAUGUCCUGAAAAGACUCAAAAUGAUCCCAAAAACAGAUUCCUUCAGAUUACACCGAACAAAGUGCUCAAUGUUGAUAAGAAAUGUCAUUGGUCCUAGUAUUUUGGAAGAACUUCUAGAAGAUCUUGAUGGAAAACCCUACUCUCUCAUUGUUGAUGAGAGUACUGAUAUUAGUGUAGAGAAAUAUUUAUGUGUAUGUGUGCGCUACUUCAGUUCACGGCAAAAAGAUAUUGUAAUUGAUUUCUUGGGUAUGAUCAAGGUAGAAAAAACAACAGCUGAUGAACUGUACAAAAAUGUGAAAACUUUUUUAUUGGACCUCAAGCUUGAUAUCAAAUUAUUGAUAGGCUUGGGAACUGAUGGGGCUGCAAAUUUGUAGAGUCAUGAUAUACCCAUUAAAGAUUGUAGGGGACAAAGCUACGACAAUGCUUCAAAUAUGUCGGGAAAAUAUACUGGACUGCAAGCAAGAAUCAAGGAGAAAUGCGAAUUUGCCGCCUUUGUACCAUGUGCGGGACAUUCACUAAACUUGGUAGGUGUUCAUGCCGCUGGGUGUGUAUCAGAGAAAAAAGUUGUAAAAAGCCUUUCACAAACAAGAUGGUCAGCCCGAGCUGAUGCAGUGAGCGCCUUGCAUGAAGGUCAUAAACAAAUUGUAGAAGCUUUGAUAUCCAUCGCAACAGAUACAGAACAGGCACAAGAAACUAGAGAAGAAGCCCUUAGUCUGUCCAAGAAGAUGGGAAAACUAGAAUUUAUUAUACUAACAGAAAUUUGGAGCUCCAUAUUGGAAAGAAUAAACAAAACAAGCAAUUAUCUUCAGAAAGCAACAAUAACACUGGACGUUGCAAUUAACUUAUUUACUGCACUCGAUGAUUAUAUUAUUAGCCUCAGAGAUAAAUUUGAUCACUUCGAAUCGUCCGCCAAAGAGAAAAACCCGGAAUCUGACUAUAAGGACCUAUCUCAAAGAACCAGACUUAGAAGCUCACGCCUGUCUUUUUUUGAUGGCUCUGCGCCAUCAGUCCAACUGAAUGGAAAAGAAAGAUUCAAAGUCGAAACCUUCAUCCCCAUAAUUGAUACCCUGAGCCUUCAUCUAAAACAGCGAUUAAGUUCGUAUAAGGGCAUUAGUCAACGUUUUGGUUUAUUUUUUCGCUUGAAAACUCUGAAUUCCGAAGAGUUGAGACAAAGUUGCAAAGAAUUUGCUGAAAUCUACUAUGAAGACGUAAACGAGAAAGAGUUAGAAAUGGAAUGUCUGCAUUUAACAGAAUACUUGAAAAUUGAUGGGACGGAAAUGAGCAAAUAUGGAGAAGUCCAAUCCAUAACAAAGGAAAAAUGGAGCAGUAGUGUGAAAUUUGCAAAUGUUUUCACUGGCAUUUUUACAUUAAAAAUGAAAAUCAGAGUCCCUAUCCCAUCCUUUGUAAAGAUUGAUAAUGAAACAACCCUUGUCACAUAUCCCAACCAAGAACAAACAUGUUUGAUAUGUAGCAAACCACGUCAUGUUGGACAAGAGUGUCCAGCACGAAAAGCGAGAAUAGCGAAAUCCGCCAAUGACAACAUAACAUGUGCAGAAAAAAUCUCUGGCGGUUACAUAAACUUGAACACAUAUGCCAGCAAUACACUAUCUCCAUCUCUACAUUCAGACGAAGUAGUCUCCAACCCAAUUGAUACCAACAUCCAGCCUAAUAACAUACCAGAAGAACCCAUAUCACCAACACCCACCACAGCAGAAACAAAUGCACAAAGUACCACAAUAGUGGUACACCCGCAAAUUCACCACCCAGCUACAACGGAAAAACAUUCAGACUCCGAAAACUCGCAGAACGUAAUUUUGGAAACCAUCGGUGCAAGCUCUUUCAAUGCGUCAUGGGGAGAAGAAGUUGAAGCAGCUUCUUAUGUCCGCAAUGAAAAACCUGGAGAAGAUCUACCACCACCCAAGAAAUCGAAACGCAACAAAAACAAGUCCAAAUCAACGACAGAAAAAGACAACGAAGCAAAAGAUCAGUCGGCAAUUCCUGACCCUCUCAUAGAUGGCCAUACCCAAAUGCACCAGGUUAACAGAACAAUGUCAGUUGAUUCUGACACGUUUUAAAGGAAGUAGGAAAAGAAUGACAUCUCUACUACAACAAACAGCUUAUAAAAUACUAACACUAAAUAUAUGCAACAUCCAAUCUGAUUAUAAAAUAUCUAUCCUAUCGAACAUUAUCAGGUCAAGAGCUAUCGAUGUUGCCCUUCUACAGGAGGUGUCGUUAGAAGACCUAUAUAUUUCAGGAUACCACACAAUUGUCAAUACAAAACAAAACAUACGAGGAACAGCUGUAUGCAUAAGAGAAGGCAUCAAUUAUAAAAAUUUGAAAAUACUCCCAUCUUUCAGAGGCAUAUCAG
Phaedon cochleariae (mustard beetle) is the source of this 2690-nucleotide messenger RNA. Lineage: Eukaryota; Metazoa; Arthropoda; Insecta; Coleoptera; Chrysomelidae. The record is from the annotation of a GenBank genome assembly.